Messenger RNA from Suricata suricatta (meerkat), 8122 nucleotides. It is a transcript of the gene CYLD, whose product is annotated as CYLD lysine 63 deubiquitinase. The transcript has 18 exons. Gene Ontology annotation, biological process: protein K63-linked deubiquitination; necroptotic process; positive regulation of extrinsic apoptotic signaling pathway. The record is from RefSeq and is a predicted model, not a curated record. The coding region runs from base 328 to 3189 and encodes 953 amino acids. NCBI's taxonomy places the organism in Eukaryota, Metazoa, Chordata, Mammalia, Carnivora, Herpestidae. Gene Ontology annotation, molecular function: K63-linked deubiquitinase activity; cysteine-type deubiquitinase activity. Gene Ontology annotation, cellular component: cytosol.
GGCUUCCCCACCCUACCCCCCGGCUUCCCGAGAGGGCUCCGGAGGCGUGGGAGCGUGGUCGCCGCCACCGGGACCUCUGGAGAAGAGAGGACUCCGGUUUCCCCCCUUUCCAGGGUGAGGAUGGUUUUGUACAACAACCUGGAGUUCUUUAGUUGAAAGGUGCGCUCUGUCGAGACAAGGCAUUUUGCUUUGCUGUCUUGUUACAGCAUGGACACCAAAUUGCUAGAAACGUGCUUUGGGACUGCCAGUGAAUUUAUCUUUUGUGGUUUUCCUACAAACUUAGUAGUUCCCUUUUUUUUGAGUUAAUAUUUUGGAGUUAAUGUCACAAUGAGUUCAGGCUUAUGGAGCCAAGAAAAAGUUACUUCACCCUACUGGGAAGAGCGGAUUUUUUAUUUGCUUCUUCAAGAAUUCAGUGUCACAGACAAACAAACACAGAAGCUCCUUAAAGUUCCAAAGGGGAGUAUAGGACAGUAUAUCCAAGAUCGUUCUGUGGGGCACUCGAGGAUUCCGUCUGCAAAAGGCAAGAAAAAUCAGAUUGGAUUAAAAAUCCUAGAGCAACCACAUGCAGUUCUCUUUGUCGAUGAAAAAGAUGUUGUAGAAAUAAAUGAAAAAUUCACAGAGUUGCUUUUGGCCAUUACCAAUUGUGAAGAGAGGCUCAGCUUGUUUAAAAACAGAAACAGACUAAGUAAAGGUCUCCAGAUAGAUGUGGGCUGCCCUGUGAAAGUACAGCUGAGAUCCGGGGAAGAAAAAUUUCCUGGAGUUGUGCGCUUCAGAGGACCCUUAUUAGCAGAGAGGACAGUGUCGGGAAUAUUCUUUGGAGUAGAAUUACUGGAAGAAGGCCGUGGCCAAGGUUUCACUGACGGGAUCUAUCAAGGGAAACAGCUUUUCCAGUGCGAUGAAGACUGUGGAGUGUUUGUUGCGUUGGACAAGCUAGAAGUCCUAGAAGAUGACGACCACGGACUGGAAAGUGAUCACGCAGGCCCAGGGGACACCGUGCAGACGGGGCCCCCCCCGCUGGAGAUAAACUCCAGAGUCUCCUUGAAGCUCGGAGAGACCGCAGAGUCCGGCACAGUUAUAUUCUGCGAUGUCUUGCCUGGGAAGGAAAGCUUAGGAUAUUUUGUUGGUGUGGACAUGGAUAAUCCUAUUGGCAACUGGGACGGAAGAUUUGACGGCGUGCAGCUUUGUAGUUUUGCAAGCGUCGAAAGUACAAUUCUCUUGCAUAUCAACGAUAUCAUGCCAGAUAGCGUGACACAGGAAAGGAGGCCUCCCAAACUUGCCUUUAUGUCAAGAGGUGUUGCGGACAAAGGCUCAUCCAGUCAUAAUAAACCAAAGGCUACAGGACCUACCUCAGACCCUGGAAAUAGAAACAGAUCUGAAUUAUUUUAUGCCCUAAAUGGAUCUUCUGUUGACUCACAACCACAAUCCAAAUCAAAAAACACAUGGUACAUUGAUGAAGUUGCCGAAGACCCCGCAAAAUCACUUACUGAGAUAUCUCCAGACUUUGGGCAUGCUUCACCGCCACUGCAGCCUCCUUCCAUGAACUCUCUAUCCACCGAGAACAGAUUUCACUCCUUACCAUUCAGUCUGACCAAGAUGCCCAAUACCAAUGGAAGUAUUGGCCACAGUCCACUUUCUCUGUCAGUUCAGUCCGUGAUGGGAGAGCUAAACAACGCACCUGUGCAGGAGAGUCCGCCCUUGGCCAUGGCUCCUGGGAACUCCCAUGGUCUGGAAGUGGGCUCGCUGGCUGAAGUUAAAGAGAACCCUCCUUUCUAUGGGGUAAUCCGUUGGAUUGGUCAGCCACCAGGACUCAACGAAGUGCUAGCUGGACUGGAACUGGAAGACGAAUGUGCGGGCUGCACAGACGGAACCUUCAGGGGCACGCGGUACUUCACCUGUGCCCUGAAGAAGGCGCUCUUUGUCAAGCUGAAGAGCUGCAGGCCCGACUCGAGAUUCGCCUCCCUGCAGCCGGUUUCCAAUCAGAUCGAGCGCUGUAACUCGCUAGCAUUUGGAGGCUACUUGAGUGAAGUGGUGGAAGAAAAUACCCCGCCCAAAAUGGAAAAAGAAGGUUUAGAGAUAAUGAUCGGAAAGAAGAAGGGCAUCCAGGGUCAUUACAAUUCUUGUUACUUAGACUCAACCUUAUUCUGCUUAUUUGCUUUUAGUUCUGUCCUGGACACUGUGUUACUUAGACCUAAAGAAAAGAAUGAUGUAGAAUAUUACAGUGAAACGCAAGAGUUACUGAGGACAGAAAUUGUUAAUCCGCUGAGAAUAUACGGAUAUGUGUGUGCCACAAAGAUUAUGAAACUGAGGAAAAUACUUGAAAAAGUUGAGGCUGCAUCAGGAUUUACCUCUGAAGAAAAAGAUCCUGAAGAAUUCUUGAAUAUCCUAUUUCAUCAUAUUUUGAGGGUAGAACCAUUGUUAAAAAUAAGAUCAGCAGGUCAAAAAGUACAAGAUUGUUACUUCUAUCAAAUUUUUAUGGAAAAAAAUGAGAAAGUUGGAGUUCCUACAAUUCAGCAGUUGUUAGAAUGGUCUUUCAUCAACAGUAACCUGAAGUUUGCAGAGGCACCAUCAUGUCUCAUUAUUCAAAUGCCUCGAUUUGGAAAAGACUUUAAACUGUUUAAAAAAAUUUUUCCUUCUCUGGAAUUAAAUAUAACGGAUUUACUUGAAGACACCCCCAGGCAGUGCCGGAUCUGCGGGGGGCUCGCCAUGUACGAGUGCAGAGAGUGUUAUGACGACCCCGACAUCUCAGCUGGAAACAUCAAGCAGUUUUGUAAGACCUGCAACACCCAAGUCCACCUUCAUCCCAAGAGACUCAACCACAAAUAUAACCCGGUGUCCCUUCCCAAAGACCUGCCCGACUGGGACUGGAGGCACGGCUGCAUCCCCCGCCAGAAGAUGGAGCUGUUUGCUGUGCUCUGCAUAGAGACCAGCCACUACGUCGCCUUCGUGAAGUACGGGAAGGACGACUCUGCCUGGCUCUUCUUCGACAGCAUGGCCGACCGCGAUGGUGGUCAGAACGGCUUCAACAUUCCUCAAGUUACCCCGUGCCCGGAAGUGGGCGAGUACUUGAAGAUGUCUCCGGAAGACCUGCACUCCUUGGACUCCAGAAGAAUCCAAGGCUGUGCGCGGAGACUUCUGUGCGACGCGUACAUGUGCAUGUACCAGAGUCCAACGAUGAGUUUGUACAAAUGAGCGGGGGUCACCUGGGCGGGGGCGGGGACCGAGUGUGAGACUGCACUGUCGCAUUUUACCGGCUCUGGCAGUUGUGUUCCACGUCCAUUGCCGGCAAUGGACGCGUUCGUGGUGAUGAUCCUUCAGAAAAGGAUUCCUGUGUUUAAAAAAACAAAUUGCUUUUGUGUUUCUGAAGUACUUAAUAAGAAGCAUUUUGCACUCUAGAAAGUAUGUUUGUGUUGGUUUUUUAAGAAGUCUAAAUGAAGUUAUUAAUACCUGAAGCUUUAAGUUAAGUGCAUUGAUCAUACGAUAUUUUUGGAAGCAUAAAAUUUUAAUUGUGACAGUUUCAAACCUCUUUUAGUCCAUUGAGAAUGUAAAUAAAUGUGUCUUCUUUAUGGACCAAGGAUAUGAAAUCACUUUUCCUUUUAGCUAACAGUUGCCUUGAGGAAGCACUAUUUUGGUUUUAUUAAGAGUCUCCUUUUGCUCCAGUUACUAAAACUGUACUUGAGUUUGAUUUGUUAAUUCUUUCCUAGAUAGCGCUGGUCCCUGCAUGUCGGUGAUCUGCCGAGUUUCCGUGUUUCCGCAGUAGUGGGCAGAAAAGUGCUGCAGUUCCGUUACCGGUGUUGUUUUCUAUUUGUUCUGGGUUUGAGAUCUCUAAGUGAUUUUGUCACAAAACGUCUAUUUUUGAUGUAAUUUUCCUGGGGGAUUAGAAUACACAGCUACUGAAACUUCUCAUUCAUAGUUGUAACUGUCAGAGAAGAGGUUUGGGGGCUUUUUUUUGUUUUUUGUUUUUUGUUUUGUUUUUAUUUUUGGUGUUGUUAAGGCUCUCUAUUUUAUGGAACAGGGUACAAUGCAUCUUAUUAAAGGAUUGGGGUCAUAAAUAUAUUUCUACACAAAUGUAUGGUCCAUCAGAACGUAAAUUUGAAUGUAGACUACUCAGUCAAACCUCCCUGAAGAGACGUCUCGGCUGCCCAGACCCCUGCUGCUCUAAAGACCGCCCAGAACUUCCAUGAGGUCAGCCCGUCUGCUCCCUGAAUGCAGUUUGAUUUCGCAGGAGGUAAUGGCAGUUUCGAGGUUUGAUGGCGAUGUUAGCAGCAGCGGGGUCCGCCUUCCGAUUAUGUCGAAAGUGGGUGUCUUCUCCGCCGACAUCAGUGUGUGUCUGGGCUCCAGUGGAUGUCGUGGGCCAGAACCACAGAUUGUGAAUGUCCGUGCCGUGGAACGUGCUGUGGGCUGUGUUUUCUUCGAGUGUUGUCUCGUGGCCUCGUUGUCCUUCCGCAGAGACUUCCUAACCAUGCAGGAAGACCGAGGAGUUGUCGCGUGCAUGUAACGUAGGACUUUGUAGAACAUUCAGUGUCAAAAAAAAAAAAAAAAAGCAGAAAGCAUCUUUAUAAACCCUGCAAUUACUUUUUUUUUAAGUCUCGUUUACUUUUGGUUCUGUCAUUCCAUUUUGCUAAUAUUCCUUAGCUUUAUAAAUUGUAGUAAGGCACAACAGCGCUUUCGUUCUGUAACUUUUUUCAUUUUUGAAAUGAAAAAGUACGUAUGUUUUGCAUGCGGUUUUGCUAAAUGUUUGGGUGGGUUGGAGAGGCGGAUACUGGGGCAGGGGUUUGGUGAGGAGCCCAGGCUCAGGGCUGGCUCUGCUCCUACCCCCUCCUCGGGUACUAAGGGAAGGGUCUGGGUACACGAUUCAGAGGCUCCGAUCUUAGCUAAGUCCUGUCACCCCUUAGUAAAUAGGUGCUGAGCGAAUAAAUGGAUGAAUGAGCUUAUUAAUGGGAUUUUUAAGGAGAUUAUCUGGAGGAAUGACCAGGAAUCUCUAGGUAAGACUGGAUCUAACAGUUAAAGAAGAGAAAGUUCCUUUUCUGUAAAAAUUAAAAGGCACGUUCAAGAAGGUAUGUCUUGCUCAGCCUCUGGUGGCAGAGGACUUAAAGAAAUCCUGCCUGGGGUUCCCCGUCUCCCCCACCCCUACCCCACAUGGAGGCUCUUCCCAGGGGGCAGGGCCACAUCCAUAAAUUAUUUCUAAGGCACUCGGGAUGCUGGAGCCUGCCGUGGUGCUCCCUGUGGGGGGCCGGGCUCUCCCCCUGGUCCUAGACGGUCCCUCUGGGUGCCGCCUCCUUGUCCCUGCCCCAGCGCAGCCCGCGUGGUAUGUGGGCACCAGCAGGGCGGGGCUGUGUGGCACUGGUGGCUCGUACACCUGCUGAUGUAGUCACAUUUUAGCCCUAAAUGUUCUUUACUAUUUACCCGUUUGCUUUUAAAAUGCUUUGGUGAUCCCUUUUUCCAUAUCAUAUCUAAAGUCAAGAUGGCAGUGUAAUAGAAUUAUUUAUAACGUGGUUUAUGAUUCAUAGCUACACAUAGAAAAUAUAACAAGUCCUGUUCCCUGACCUCCAAUUAAAUUCACACUGUGUGUGUGUGUGUGUGUGUGUGUGUGUAUGUGAGAGAGAGAGAGUAUGGAAGGAAGCGGGGGAUAGAGGGAGAGAGAGGAACUAGGUAGUGAUGUAGAGGCUAAAUGUAUUUAGUCCCUCACAGUCAGCUUUAUAAAGGAGUUAUGGUGUGACUCCAUUCUGAAAGAAUGUUACAGAAGACUAGGAAAACAUGCUGAAAACCAAGAGAAACUCACAAAACUUGGUAACAUACGGUUGUAACAAUUGCUGAGGAUGAUCUCCUUAGAAUAGUUUAGGAUCUCUAUAAUUCACAUUUGCCAAAUGUUAUAGGUAAAUGGCUUCUUUCUAUCCCUUGGAUUCAUUUUUUUUUUCACCUAACACAUAAUUCAGGAACAAGGGGAAGACAUAGUCAUUAAUCUUAUGCAACUUGUAUUGUCGUUCUAAGUCCUGUUGUUUGAACUUGGCGUCUUCAUUUUAAGUUCAGGCUUUACUCCCCUCGUCGGGCAGAUCUGGACACGCAGCUAGAUGACCCUGCACCUGCUGGGGUGACGGUGGACAGAGAUGUGAGCCGACAGGACAUUUAUUACCUAGGACUGUGUCAAAAGGAAUAGGAGGCGGGUCCCUGCCUUCAAACAGCUUCGCACCGGCUUCUGACGACAGAAUACCUACAAAUGGUUGCUUAAGGGGUGACAGGUCUUGGAGAAAAUUCUGGGACACAGUAACAGAAAAAGUGAUGGACUAGGGGACAAGAGACCAGACUCCACCCCUUUCUCUGGCACUUGCCCUGCUAGCCUGAGAUGACUUGACUUCUUUGGACCUUAGUGUCCUCUGUAUCACAAGGCGGUUCUGGAAUAUCAAAUUUCAUGGGGAAAAAACAUUUCUAGGUCCCACGCAUGCCCAUUGGGUCUGACUCUUUAUGAGUGGAGCCUGGGAAAUUUGUUCAUAAAAGACUCACCAGCUGAGCCUGAUUGCUAACCAGAUUCAAAGACUACUGAGCUCAAAAUCUCAAAAAUAUCUUUUCUUUCUGUGAUCCUGUGGUUGUAUAAUGUUAUCACAUUAAUUACAUGUAAUUAAAUGUAGGUAGUUGGAUGUUUAUCACGUUGUGUAUCUGUGUUUACCUAUGAUUUUAUGUAAGAAAUGCAUUUUAGUAUACAUAUACCUCAACUCACGGUUUCUUCGAGGUUUUGGCAGUCUUUGGAACACACACAGAUCUUAAGAGGAAAUCUGAUGUUGUUUACCUGAACAUUUGUCUUCCACUUUAUUUCUUUAGGGGAAACUGAGGCUCACUCUGGGUACCAAAGAAAUGGAAAAGCAAAACUGUCAUGUGACAUUAAAGAAAAGCAUUGUUUCUCACUCUCUGCUACUUUACGAAGAAAAUUUUAACAUUUAUCUGAGAAGACGUCCCUCUGGGGUACUAGGGCCUCGAAGCAAAACGUCCUUGUUAAAGUAGGUGAGGCAUAAUGCUUAAAAUGAAAUAUAAGCCCCCCCUUCCCUUGCAGUCAGUGAUGUUAACAAGACACCCCCGGCCCCCCUUUGGUGAGAGGAGUACUUGAGCUCCCGAGGCAGGAGGGGCGUGUGGAGGAGGACAGUGUGUGAACAGGGGAGCCCCGUGCGCAGAGGAGAGGGGGGCAGGGCAGAGGCCACCCCCUCCCCGCGGACGCGGUGCACGGGAAAGGGGCUCAGGGAAGACAGCUGCCGUGUGUCACUGCUCACAGAGACCAGGGCUCUGGAGGGUGACGCUGCCUGCAGGGAGUAGACGCUGCCCUGGUCUAGUCUCCUUCCCGAAGUUUCACCCGAGGGAAAAGAGAAAGGGCCCUUCGUCCUAUUCUACAUCCUGGGCCAGCGGCAGGGUGUCUCCUGAGUCCCAAAGCAGAGGUCAGCAGCCAGCCAGCACCGGGAGCCGAGGAGGGUGGGGACAGGGGGCACUCCCCGCCCCCCAUCGCAGUUCGUGCUGGCCUUACGGGUCACUCCAGAGCCCUGGUUUCCUGGCCUUCGGUCUUGGCCAUUUUUGUUUGACCACAUAUGUUUUGGUCUCUCAUGCUGUCAUGUAGGUCAGGGGAAGGGACCGUUAUGGGGGAGGGCUGGCCUUCCAAGCACGCCGGGCCUCCGAUCUCUCUUGCACUUUUAAAUACUGUCCACUUUUGGUUUGUACUUUUCUGGAGAGAUGAGGGUGGAGACCCCACUGUCCCUGUUUUGUUUUGUAAAAGGGCCUACAGUACCAUCGAGUUUUAACUCCAGAGAGUCUUAGGGUCCUGUCACAGCAUUCUUUUUUUUUCUUUUAAUCCCAUUUGAAACUUCCCAGGGAAGUUGAGGUUAUUCAUAAAUGGCUAUCGCAUUUUGUACUGCAUUUCGCAUAUCUGGUGUCUUGUUGAACCAUUUUAUUUUUGGCCUGAAGAAUAUCCUGUAUUUAUGAAGACAUUUCUUUAAAAAUAACACCACGUAAAAUAUCCCUUUACUAUCAGAUUGCUCUGAUUUAGCCUUAAUUUUGUUAAACUUUUUAGAGACGAAUGAAGUGCUGCUGUGGAAAGAAAUGUACUAUAUACUAUUUCUGUAUCAUUAAAACUAAAUUUUUAUGGUUC